AUGCCGUGUUUUGAGAGACCUGGGAAAGGCGGUGUGUGGGAAGCGGGGCAGGCUGACCGGGAGGCUGUGGGCAGCUCGCCGGUCCUGGACGGCAAUAGCGGGACACGGCUGCAGCUCGUGGUUCUGAGGAAGUGCUCGGCUGAUUUGUGUGAAACUACGGAAGUGUUUCUAGGGGCCGUGUUUUUGGAAACUCGCAUAUUCGGCAGGAGUAUCAGUCGUACAAUCCGAACAUGCCUGCCUUCAGCAGUCUCAUCAGGAAGGCAUUUCCAGCAGUUAUGUGCAGUCAUAAGGAAGUAUCAGGUCAAGGUCAUAUCUGUUUGCCAAAAAAAGGAAUAUGGAUCAACUCGAAGUGUUGUCCGUAGACUUGGGACAAUUCUUUCCUUAGAGCCCUACCCAAGACCUUAUUUACGGUUUGUUCAAAACCCAAGUCCAUUGGGUUAUGAUGAACAAGGCACAGCUCCAACUUCUGUAGCUCCAUCACUUGCUGAUGUCCUGUGGGUGGCAAAUGAUGAGGGACAAGCAUUUACAAGGCUUAGGACGGAAUUACAGAGAAAAGAAAAAAGUACAGCUUAUGACCUACAUCCAUCUAUAGAUUCAAUACAAAGUGUCCCAAAACACAGUACACAAAAACACAGUCUUGUUGAUCAAGCAGCGCUUCAGAAAAUUUCUGCUCUUGAAGAUGAGCUGACCUUUCUUCGUGCUCAGAUUGCUGUGAUUGUUUCAGCACAGACAUUGGGAAGCUUUCCGUCACAAGCCUUUAAAACAUUGAGCACUCCAGAUGGAUUUCACCCAGUGCCAGCCAUGACUUCUACACCAUUGUCCGUCUCUCACAAUCACGUUGUAAUUCCCUCGCCUCCUCCACUUCCUUCUGGUGUACCAUCUGGUGUUGAUGCUAGUAAUUCGGCAGUUGAACUUAUAAAACAACGUCGUGCUGCAAGAAACAGUGGUUCAACUACAGCUGAUAGUGCUGAUCACCAGGGGACAAAGAACAUUCCUAGUAUGAUGGAUGUUUUGAAAGACCUAAACAAAGUUCAGUUGCGAGCUGUUGAGAGGUCACCUGGAGGUACUCCUCUUUCUAAACCCAAAAAGAGGCGAAGUUCAGACUGGGAUCCAGUUGCUGUACUAACUCAUGCACUAAAGCAGAAAUUUGCACAUAAAAAUGAUGAAGAUGAUUCCCUGGACAAAGAAAAUCGAUCUUUUGAUAGCUCUCCAUUUUCUAGUCCGGAGAUCACACUGGUUGGACGUUGCAGUCUGAAGCCGAAUGCAAAAUCUAGCCUUGUAAAAACUGAUGAAGUUAAACAGGUAUCAACGUGGAAACUGAGAGCUCAUAUUUAACUGAUGGAGACUUCUGAGGAAAGUUCGUAGUGUGU
Opisthocomus hoazin is the source of this 1370-nucleotide messenger RNA. The record is from RefSeq and is a predicted model, not a curated record. NCBI's taxonomy places the organism in Eukaryota, Metazoa, Chordata, Aves, Opisthocomiformes, Opisthocomidae.